AUGGCAAGGUCGCCAACAGAUGAUCCGAGAUUUAACGAUAAUACAUGGAAUUACCAUGUGGAAACCGGUGAGAGUUGUACACCUGGUGGUUUAAACGAGCUAAAACAGACAGCAAUGCCGUCUAGCGCGAACGCAACACCGGAAAACAUGUACGCGAGGAACACAUUCGGCAGUGAUGUUUAUAACAAGUCCUUUAUGCAAAGUUCCGAGAAUAGAGACGAUAAGAACUCAUUCACCCCAGUCCCGAACGUAAAUCGUAUUACCCGUCAGAACUACGGCAAUGCUAUGCUCAAUUUAGGUAACGGACAGAUGGUCAGAGUCUUCUAUGAUGAAAAUAACCAACAGCUAAUUUUCCCAAUGGCUGGUCAGUAUGAACUUUUCAAUAAUAAUCAGGGCCUAGUCGACGUGCCGUUACAAAGUGCACCCUCUCACCUUUUCACAUUGAACCAGGAAUUUACAAUAAACAAUGCUCAUGUGCAACCUUCUACGACAAUCCAACAUAGCACCUUUAGCCAGGAAAAUGUGAAUCCACCAUCAACUAUCCCAACUUCAAACUUCUUAAAGGAUGUUCUGGGUAACUGGGAGCCAAACUUGAGCGGUACUUACUCCCCAUUCGGACAAAACUAUCCACUAAAUCAUCCUGAUGCUCCCACUAUAUCAAGUAAUGGUAUUGAACCUUUGGUUCAAAUGAAGCCUGAAAACUCACCAAAGAGGAAUGAAAAUGUUCCACUUGCUGACAAUAACACCAAAAAACGCAUAGUGGCUGAAGUCAAACCAAUGCGUCCAAGUUAUUCUGAUGUAUUAGCAAAGAACGCAAAAAAUAAUCCACCUGAGGCAAAGAAAGUUAAACCUCAAAAUUCUGUGGAGAAUAAAACACCCACUAAGCUUAUUAAAACUGACAAACCCCAAACUAUAAAACAGAAUAACAAUGACAACAAAAAAUCUGACAAGAAGUUGCACUCAACAAUAUCAUCGGGAAGUGAAUCUGGUGACUUUAACACAGACGACACUGAAAAGCAACAAAAAACUAGCAAAAAAACAAAGAACAAACGUAACAAUAUGUCACGUAAAUGGUCAUCAUUAGACGACAUAACAUGUGAGGAGGGUUUGGAACAAGAUAAUGAUAGCCAAUUUGUGUUCAUUAAAACUGAGGAGAAACAGAAAAAGGACAAAAGAUUAGACCAGCCAAAGAAUGCUGAGAGCAAUGUGGAUGAAGAUGAUUUUAAUUUAGAUGAGGAUGAAGAGGCAUCUCAGUUUGUCCUACAGGAGGGUCAAAUUGAAGGUACUAAGUCUAGAAAGAAGAAAGAGGCUCGCACCCACUACAAGAGUUCCAAAGUUGUACAGGACAAAAAGAAGAGUAUCCAAACGAAAGUGAGGAGGAACAAGCCAGGCUACAUGGGUCUGGUACAAAACUAUUUAGAACGUUGGGGAGAUGCUACCUGGAAGGCAGUUGUGUGGUUUAUUUAUUUACUAUCAGACAUAUGUCGUAUGAGUCUUCAUUUAUCCUUUGAUUUGAGUACAUCCGUAUUCACGCAGACCUAUGUCAGCUCUCAAGCUGUAUGGCGCAGUAGCAAGGACUGGAUGACCACAUUUGGGAGCAACAAAUUCUUUAUGUAUAUUGACAGAAAAUUUGGCAACACUCGCUUUGCUUUUUGGCGGAAAAUGAAAUGGUUUAGAAAAGAAACUGAAACGGAGGGUGGCAGUGAUUCAACAAAGCUAAACUCAAACAUACCACUGCCAGCGACUGGUGAGGAAGCUAUGAAACGAUUGCUGGCCUGUAAAGGAAAAGAUCCAUAUAGCAUCCUUGGUGUGAGUGUGACGUGCACAGAUGAGGAGAUAAAACGCUAUUACCGCAGACAAGCAUUCCUAGUGCACCCGGACAAAAACCAACAGCCCGGCGCCGAAGAGGCGUUCAAAAUAUUGCAGCACGCUUUUGACAUUAUUGGAGAACCGGAGCGACGGGAAGCUUACGAGCAAAGAGCGCAAGAAUCGCGUAACGCGGAGGCGGCGUGGGGCGAGUGGAGCGUGCUGUUGGCUCAACUACACGACAAGAUGGAGUUCGCGGCCAACACUAUAAGAUGUACAAACUGCGGUCGCCGCCACAAACGCGUGUUAACAGAGCGGCCGUGUUACGCGGCCCGGUACUGUGCGCAGUGCAAGAUACGACAUUCCGCGAAGGAGGGCGAUAUCUGGGCGGAGUCCAGUAUGAUGGGUCUGCUAGUGAUGUACUACGCGUGCAUGGACGGCGCGGUGUACCAGAUAACCCAGUGGGCCAGCUGUCAGAAGAAGAAUCUGAAGCAGUUAAGGCCGGACUGCCACGUGGUACAAUACCGCAUCGUGCUAGGAAACAAAGCGGCCGCUGCGGACUUCCAUCCCAACCAGCGCCCCUCCACUGGCCCCGAAGAGUUUCUGAACAACUUAUACAACAAGACCGGCGUCGCACCAAAUACGAUGAGCUCUAAACCGCCGCCUGCUGAAAGUGCUGACGCGAAAAAACGGCGCAAUAAAAAACCUAAAGCUUAAAAUAAAUGCCUUGCAACUGUCCCGUUAAAGAACCUAAAAAAAUACCUCCGAAUCAUUGAUUAAACUGGCAAACUUGAUUUACGGAAACUAUAUACAAAAUAAUAGAUUAUAUUGAGUACAUACAAAAAAGAAAUAUAUUAGAAAAUAGCGUUUCUUGCUUUUAAUUCACUUUUUACGGCCGCUGGAGAAAUUUCUACAAAUGAUAUCUGCCUGCUGCUGUUUAUCAAUUAUGAAACCCUCAAAAGUAUAUACGCCUUUUAUUUAUCUAUACUUCAUCAUCUCUAAUGCAGACUAUAGUUUAUGAUUUUUUAUUGUACAGCGUGUCCCGUAAAUAAUGAAUAAAAAAUUUCAAACGUAAGUGGAAGGCACUGUUCAAUUUUCUAAAAUCACUUUGAUCAGUUUAGAGAAUAAACCAGUAGACCAGGGAGGUUUUUGUUUCCAUUAUUUUCGCGACACGCUGUAUACUACUUUUGACAGCUGUCACUGAGCUGAGUUGAGAAAUGGUCUUCUAAAAUUAUUUGUUUCACUCACUAGUACACAUAUCCUAAAAUUAACUGAGAGGUCUAAAUAGUGGUUAACUUUAAACGUUUUGUCCAUCUGUUCAUCACGGAGUAUGACAAAAAUGCUUCAUUAAAAUGGUUGGACAUCAAAAUCUCUCAACUACGUUUAAACGUUAUGAUAUCGUUCGCUUAAGUAUGUAAUUUCGAUUCCGUGAGAAAACGUUCAAUCAUUUAAAGAAAAUAACAAUGUACUACCGGUUACAGGUAAUUUAAAACCGUUUCCGGGCUAUAGUUAUAAUAAUAAGAAUUAAUAAACUCUUAUUAUAUUGCUGUAUUAUUGUCGAUGUAAUUCCAGGCAAAUAUGAGGCUUAAAACUUACGCCUCAGGUUGAUACACAGGGCGGCACUUGUUGCUCUGUUUAUAGGCAAAGGUUGUUCCACAUACAAUCAGUUGGGAAAUCUGCAUGAUAUUUCAAUUAUACCUACAAAAAAAAAUAACUUAUCAAUUGAAACCAAAACCAAAAGGACAGCAGUCUUCCCAAUGGUCAUAUAGUCGUAUAGACGCCAGUGAGUUAGAAUCCAUGUUUAGGAGUAGUGCUAUUCUUCUCGCGGGGUAUACUAAGAAAAGGGAUAGAAUAGGUUAGUUACAUCAAGAUCUCUCAAUUGAGUUUAGAGAUUUGUGCACAAACCAAGUUGGAACCGUUAUUAUUAUUUUGAUACUUUCUUUCUAUUUUUAAAUUGACUACGAAACCAAAUAGUACAAUCACGUUUGCAUUCAUUGAAAUAUUACAUUAUGUGAUCAAUAAUAAUAAUUAAAAACAAAAAAAAAUGUUUAGUUUCUUGCAUUUUACAAAACAAUGCUUUAGUUAUUUUUAGGUUAUUAUUAUAAUUGUUUUUGUUUUUAAAAUGCUAAGUCACUUGCGUUUUAAACAAAUAAGAAUAAUUUUGACUUUGUAUCGAGGAAACGUUAGUGCGUGUGAAACGAGCAAAUUCUUUUUUUUAAUAAUCUUAUUUUUUAAAUAUGAGUCGAUAAUAUUGAUGCAUAAAUAUAUAUUUAACAACGUAUAAUAAGAUCAUAAAAAGAAUCAUUAAAUUCCCAUUGUUAUGAUCACAGAAUUAUAAUUAAAUUUCUUAAUUAACUCAUUGUUUUUGACAUCUACAAGUAAUAAAUGAAAGAUCGAUUAAAUAAAGUGGGCAUAAAACGAUCUUCCUGCGGCCACAUUCUGUGGAAAGUUGCCACCAAAGAACUUGUUAAAUCUAUAUUUUGCUUUAUGAAACCUGAGUUUCCAACUGAGUUCAUUUUGACCCAAAGUAAUGUAUAAUGGUUUGGGCGAUGAUGACAACCUUCCACAGUGGCUAGCUAAAUUUGAUGUCAACUGAGAUACAGAAUAGCCCUGCAGUUCAUAUUGUAUAGUUAAUGACAUAUUUAAAAUAACUUUAUGUGCCAAGACUUGACAACUUAGGUAACUAUAUAAGAGUGAAUAGGCAUGUUCUAGGCAAGCGCGCUCCACCUUAGGCUGCAUCAUCACUUACCAUCAGACGUGACUGCAAUCAAGCGCUCGUCUUUAAACAUUAAAAAAAACUUAUGUCGGCUAAGUUAAAUACUUAGCAAAGAAGUUUCCUUGCUAAAUUCGGUCAAUAUUGUCGACUCUAUACUUAGAAUUAAAAGGGCGUAUGCCCCACUGCCUGUACCAGAGAUUACCUAUCGGUUAUAUUAUGUUAAGCUUGACAAGAUAGCUGUCGUUGUCCGUGGGCGUUCGUGCUUCAUGUGUCAGUAAAGAUGUGGAAAUGA
Pararge aegeria (speckled wood butterfly) is the source of this 4814-nucleotide messenger RNA. RefSeq names its product dnaJ homolog dnj-5. The transcript has 9 exons. The coding region runs from base 1 to 2523 and encodes 840 amino acids. The record is from RefSeq and is a predicted model, not a curated record. Gene Ontology annotation, molecular function: dopamine receptor binding. NCBI's taxonomy places the organism in Eukaryota, Metazoa, Arthropoda, Insecta, Lepidoptera, Nymphalidae.